Acanthosepion pharaonis is the source of this 1968-nucleotide messenger RNA. Lineage: Eukaryota; Metazoa; Mollusca; Cephalopoda; Sepiida; Sepiidae. The record is from the annotation of a GenBank genome assembly.
AUGGACAUUCCGAAUAAUGAAACCAAGGAGAUAGGGAGCAAUAAUACUUCUUCAACCUGCAAUAUAGAAAUGUCUACAAAAUUGGAUGACUGUUUGGACAAGUUCCGAGAAUUACCAGAUUGCUCUCAAAGCAAAUUGUGGUGCUUAGUCAAUGAAAUGCCAACUUACCCUGGAGCUGAUAACAACAAGACAUACCAAGAAAAUGCACUCAAACAAAAGGUUGAACAAUUGAUUGCUGAAAAUAUUAAACUGAGUGCUGAGAAGGCAUUACUUAUUGAUGAAUUAAAAGAUAUGAAAGAUAAAGGGGAACACAGAGAUACUUUUAAACUCCAUAAAUUACAAAAUGAAUGCAACAGACUAAGAAGAGAAAAUCAAACACUAAGAGACAACUCUACAGAAUUACAAUGCAAGAUAAAUGAUCAAUCAGAAACUGUCUCUGAGCUGACACAACAAAAUAAUCAAUACAGAGAUCAGGUGGUUCAACUUGAGAACAACAAACAACUUCUCACAGACAAUAUAUCCAAGUUAAACAUGCAGCUUGAGCACAGUGCCAUGAAAAUAACUGGCCUUCAAGAUCAAAUUAAAGACUUAAAAAACCAAUUGUGCCUUGAAAAGGAAUUAUGUGAAACACAAGCCCAGAAACAUUCAGAAUCAAUGGCCAUUGUGGAAAAGCAAUCGAAAGAAUCUUUGAACCAGCUUGAAAAUGAUCACAAACACGAUUUGGAGAAACUCAAAAAUGCUAAUAAUGCUGCACGAGAUGUACUCAUUGAGAAAUAUGAACUCAGACUAGCAAGACAAGUUUCAGCUCAGACUUCUCAAAAUGCUAUAAAAGAAUCACAGAUUUCUUCACUGAAAUCAAAAUUGAUUAAGCUGGAAUUUGAACGAGACUGUGAACGACAAAAAUGGAAACAAAUACUGGUUAAAAAUGAUGAUGCCUCAAAGAAAAAGAAACAAGGAUUGCAACCAACCAAUACUGAAGAGUUGAUGGAACAGCCACCAAACAACAACUUUGUGAGAGAACUCCAUCAAAAAUUAGAAAGUGCAAAUAAUCAGAUAUUAAAUCUAAAUACUAAUAAUCAACAGCUUUGCAUACGGGUUGGACAUUUGAGGGAGGAACUCACCAGGCUAAGGGAAAUUAACAAAUCAAGAGAAGAAGAAAGAUCCUGGGACAUUUCUGAAACCAGAGAUAUUCUGACACAACAUAACCAGUUGAUGAUUCAAGAUUUAAAAGACAAAAUAACAAAGGAGAUGCAUGUGGAAGUCCUUUCUUUAAUGCAACGUCUUCACCAGCAAGAGGACGAGUUAGUUUACAUAAAGUCUAUGUGGAACAAAAUGUUGAAGAGCUUACAUCUCUUUGAAUGUGAAGGAAACAACUCUACAGUGUUUGGUAUGGAUAAAUUGGAGAUUUUAAUUGCUGGUCUACUAAAUGAAGAAUCUCAUUUGAAUAUGAACAUCCUAGGAGUCAAAUAUUUGAGCAGGUUGACAAAGUCUGUUUGUGGAAAAACUGAAACUGGCAAGUACCAGACACCAGUUACUGACAAACCAACAUUGGCCCAAUAUCUUCAGGAACCAAUCAAGACAGCCUAUAACAGACUUCAUUCAACCAGUCAGCAACUGAGAGAUUUGGUAAAGUCAUUAUCUAAACAUGAUUCCCAUAAUCCUUCAUUUGAACUCUACCCAGCUCCACAAGCAGACUCGAUUCAUUGUGAAUUUCCUGUGGAAACUGUAAACAGAGAGAAAAACAUGUUUCGACCCUUCAUUGGGAUUACAUCCACUUCUUCAGCCGAAUGCUCAGCAAAUGAUGAAGAAUCACAGAGGAUGAUUAUGCUAGAAUGUGAUUUGAAUCAUCAGGCCAAAGUUCUGUUGGAAUUGAUGCGUUCUUAUAAUGGUUUACAAGAAGCUCUGGUUGCAUCUCAGUCAUCACUUCAUCCUCAGAAAGGAAUAUGUCGAAACAGCACAGCUGAAUAA